Molecule: messenger RNA, 1104 nt
Organism: Phytophthora nicotianae INRA-310
Lineage: Eukaryota; Oomycota; Peronosporomycetes; Peronosporales; Peronosporaceae
Product: TKL protein kinase
Exons: 4
Coding region: 1-1104 (367 amino acids)
Biological process (GO): protein phosphorylation
Molecular function (GO): ATP binding; protein kinase activity
Source: RefSeq, a predicted model, not a curated record
AUGGCAGACCAAAGUGAACUGCACCAUGUUAGAGUGCCUCAACCAAACGAUAUCCCAGCGUAUUCAAGCCAACUUCUUAGGAGUAAUGUGGUCUACAGGUGGGGACUCCACUAUGACCCCACACAUUCGACUGAGAGAUCAUUCGUGGACGGAGCGGAGCCAGCGUGGGUGACGACGUGGCUAAAAGACGAGUUCGCAGUGGAAGGAUUUGAAGAACUUCUAUUGAUUCCGGUUAUUCUAGUGGUGGUUGCUGCUAUGGGGAUUGGCUGGUUCUGCUGGAAACGGAGCUCGUUGCUCAAGAGAGAACAGGCUUCUUCUUGCGAUUUUGACGUGGUUCUCCAAAUUACUUGGAUGUCGUUACUCACGAACAAGCUCUUCGACGGACGUCAACAUCUUCACGGAAAUCGAAUCCCGUACGACAGUCUGGUUUUCCAGACGGAGUUAUCCAAAGGAGCGCCAGGAGAAGUCUGGAUCUGCCGCUACGGAGGCCAAGAAGUGGCAGUGAAGAAGUUACUGCAUAUUAGAGACCAGAAGGCAGAAGACGUGCAGAUUUUCGCUGAAGAGAUCGAGUUGACGGCCAGUUUAAUUCAUCCGCAUAUUGUCAAGUUCAUUGGGGUGGCUUGGAAUAGUCUCAGCAACUUGUCAAUGGUGUUGGAAUAUGUUCCAAGAGGGAAUCUGAGGGACUAUUUACAUACAAACUCCGACAUAUUAUCGUGGGCGAGAGAUCGGAUUUUUAUGGCCAUUGCAGUGGCUGAAGCGCUGGAAAAUCUGCACUCUCGAACCCCCGCAAUCAUCCGUCGGGAUCUCAAGUCGAAUUACAUUCUAUUGACAAAAAGUCUUGAUCCUAAACUCAUCGACUUUGGAGUAAGUCGAGGUAUGAUGGAUCUCACCAUGACAGCAGGUGUCUCAGAGCUUGACACAGGACGGAUUCCCCAUUUUGACGCAGUGGAAGACGACGGAACCAGAUUAGUGCCGUUCCAAAUCUUACAGGAAAUCAUGACUGGUACAUUGCGACCGAGCUUCUCCGUGGAUUGUCCACCUAGGAUACAGAUGCUGCGCCGCAGCAUGUUUGUCGUUCGAACCUUCGGAUCGACCGACGGCUGA